AUGUCAGCUAUUGCGGUGGCAGAGGGCCAGGAUAAUCUGAGCGGGAAGUUGAUCGCCUUAGAGGGAGACACCAAUGUCAUUACAACCCAGCUCAGAUUGCUCCCGCCCUCCCAGAAAAUACUCAUCCUGCCUGAUAUACCAGAAAUUUUGGUCCCGGAUGUUGAGAAGACCACUUUUGAUGCUCGUGCAUUCAUUCGGGAUCUCCAGAAGGCCGUGACGCAACGCACGGAGACCGCACGUUCAUUCCUGCGGACAUCCACCCCCACACAACCGAGGCUUGUCUUUACUGUACAUGGCAGUGUCAGCGCACGAACGACAUGCAUUACGAAAAUUUCGCAAAACAUCACGAAUGGGAAUAUUGAAGAAGCGGAAGCCGUAUUCAACAAUCUUGUGAAAGAUGGCAUUGCUGGUUUGGUGAAACCAGAAAAGGUUCUCGAGGAGGAGCAGGAGGAGGAGCAGGAGGAAGAAGACGAAGCUGUUACGGAAGAAGGAAACAUUGAAAGCGAGGAAAAGAAAACAGUAAAUGACGUUCCUGAAAAGGUAUCUACGGAUACAAGCGAUACCGAAGAGCAAGAUGCCGCAGAUUCCACUCAUGGGGGCUCCGCUUUGGAACAACUGCCAUCUCGUUCGAAAAACCUUCCGAAAUCUCGGGUCAUGGAUCUAGUACGAGACAUGGAGAAGCCAAGUCCUAUCAAAGGGCAAGCCGGAUUCAAGACCACGGGGAUACCUAUAUCCAGAUUUGCAUGUCCCACAAGCCAGCCCAACGACAAGAUUAUAAGGACUGUCUUGACAGUACCUAACCGUAAGAUGCCACUUGUUGAGAAGAGGACAACAUUCGGAUCUAACCAAGGAGCUAUGUGUCUCAACCGUUUUGCUGGAGUAAUGUCACAUCACGACGUCGAAGACACGGAUACAGACACGGACACAGACACCUACACGGACGAUGAGUUCUCUGGUCCGAGAAUCACAUCUCCUGGAGAAGAAUCCGUGCUAUCUGUUCCUCAAACACCAGGAGGAGUUGAAUAUGGCGAGGCGUGUCUAGUUGAUGUACAGUCUGGUUCUCCAACGAAAUCUGUAAAAAGAUCCCAGUCAGUUGACAAGCUCUACCCAAGCAAUUCCCGAUCACAGAACUAUUCAUCGAUUCCCCGUCCACUUAAGCAAAGCAAGUCGCAUUAUCAGCUGAGGCGCGAAGGUCCUACUUCACCUGUACUAGAGGAGAACAGACAGGAUUCUCAUCGCUUCCCAACGCUCCCAAGGACGACUUUUGUGAAGGCCUCGGAGACUACCAUCAGAAAAUCGCCCACGUCGUCCAGAUCAUCAAGGUCGUCAUCCAAUUCAUCCACCUCGUCCACAGAGACGCCGGAUCGUGCUGUUUUCGUGGAACGUGGAACUGAUGCUAUCGAAAUACCCACAAAGGAUUCACAAGAAAUACCGUUUGUACCAGUUUUCGAGCUUGCGGAAGACCUUGUAAUCCAUCUUACUGAUGAUCAACCAAGCGAGAUUUUUGAGUCUGUCCUACGAUCAUACAAGAAUGGCAGCUAUCCAAUCAUGCCUACGCUCGCUUCGCACACCCCUUCUGAAUCACCAUCUUCUCCCUCGUCACUGAUCAUUCAAGAGGGAUCAGAGGCAUCAAUCAGCCCGAGGUCCAUCUCAAGUCUGCAGCUUGAAGUGGACCCUGAGGUUCGGCCAGCAUCUUAUCCUACGAAUGAGGUCGAUGAUUUCGGAUACAAUCGCCGGUCAUUCGAUCCUUAUUCAGAUGAUAGCUACCCACCAGAUAUCAAGCGACCAUCCAGAGGGCAAGUCAGAUUAGCCGAGAGCUCCAUUUCAAAUGUUGCUCCUCCAACACCUCCUGUAGAGGAAGUGCCUCUUGUUGUCCCCGCGGAAGAAGAGAGUCCUUUGGAGAACAGAUUCGUUGAGUUCUCACCUGUCAAUCCUGGGAAUGCCAUAAGCGUUCACAACUCCUUCCGGGAACUUUUAAGCAUUCUGUUCCCGGCAAGCGAGAAUUACAGCCAAUACGUAUAUCCUGUUGCUCCCGAAGUCGACAGGCUGUGGAAGCCAGUGUUCAGGAAUGAAGAGAGUGGCCCAAUCGGUAUUGAGGGCAGGACUGUAGAUCAGAUCAUUGCUUUCGGUUGUGAUGAAGGUGUCAAGAAAGACUUUUUUUAUCAAAUUUCAGGGCAAAUCGAGAAGAUCGGGACAAAAAGGGAUGGGUCCAACCGCAGUGGAAAGAUUGAUAUCAGGUUCUUGAUUUCCAACAUCAUGCAGAGUUAUGUCAACUCGUCAGUUACACCGCAUGCACCAAGUCCGAUCUCAGAUCCACACAUCCUCGCUUCCCUACUCGUCCCUCACAUCGAGGCAUUCCUUGCCAGCAAUGUUAGCACUCGUUUACUCAUUCUUCACUAUUCUUCUGCCGAUCUUGCCACCAUCUUCGCCCUUCGCAACAUUCUAGGAACGAACCUAUUCAAGAUUGCCGGUAUCCUUGAUUCUCUUGCCUCUGAUCCUCCGUCCAUAUCUCGUCCGGGGACCUCUAUGUCCUCACGGCCUCGCUCACCCAUACCCACCAAUACUCUACAGAAGGAAUCCAUCACCACCCGCCAGCAAUCCCGCCAGUCUCUCCACCGUGAAUCUAUCACAAAUAUACAGCGAAACUCGGCCACUAAUUCACCCAAAACGCCAAAAACUCAUGCCCCCAAGCCGACAAUCUCAUUCGCCAAAGCGGAUUACCUACUUCCUAGCACAGCCACCGACUCGGAAAUCACCACCUUCCUUUCGGGAAUGUGGAAAGCGUUGAUGGAGAAAUCAACCUUCUACACUCCGGAGCCAGAGCCCAAACCAGUCAUCAUUGAGCGACCACCCCUGCCACCUACACCAUCUUCAAACAGUCCUCGAGACCGCGACUCAGGAUAUCCACCGUCCUCGUUCCAACAAACACCGCGCGCAUCCAAAGUAUCCCGCCUCACAGGCGGAGCCGUAGCAGGCUCCACCCGCGGCGGUAACUAUCCCCCAUCAAUCAGCACCGUGACGACUCGAGGGAACGGGUAUGCCGCAUCGACGACCACGACUAUCACGAACAGACACAAGUACGCUGCAUCGAUCGCAAGUACCAAGACUACUGCUAGCGAACGGGAACGCAAGCGUGGCGACAAGGAGUGGGAGAAUUUCUACAUCGCCGAAGAUGAUAGUGAGGAUGAUGAGUAUGAUAAGAUGAUUCUGGGGAGGGGCAUGCAGAGGAUUGUGCCGGAGGUGAGAAAGGUUGGGCAGAAGGCUAACACGAAGAAGGCGUUGAAGUGGUUGGGUUUAGCAUGA
This is a messenger RNA of Cadophora gregata, 3303 nucleotides long. RefSeq lists its product as uncharacterized. The transcript has 2 exons. The coding region runs from base 1 to 3303 and encodes 1100 amino acids. NCBI's taxonomy places the organism in Eukaryota, Fungi, Ascomycota, Leotiomycetes, Helotiales, Ploettnerulaceae. The record is from RefSeq and is a predicted model, not a curated record.